Messenger RNA from Apis florea (little honeybee), 1286 nucleotides. RefSeq lists its product as uncharacterized. NCBI's taxonomy places the organism in Eukaryota, Metazoa, Arthropoda, Insecta, Hymenoptera, Apidae. Gene Ontology annotation, biological process: regulation of transcription by RNA polymerase II. Gene Ontology annotation, molecular function: RNA polymerase II cis-regulatory region sequence-specific DNA binding; DNA-binding transcription factor activity, RNA polymerase II-specific. The record is from RefSeq and is a predicted model, not a curated record.
ACGUUGUGCGACGAGUACCUUUACAUAUCUUUAUACGAUCCCAUUUCUAUCGCGCCAAAGUGACUGCCUCUACGCGAUCAAUUUGAAAUCAAUUUUUGAGGGAUUUAUAAAACUUGUAUUUGUACCCGUUAUAGAUGUGCAUGCCCCCGAUGCCAGGCAUGGCGGCCAUGCCAAACCUUGCAAUGCCGAUCCAUCAAUCCGCCGCAAUCGAUUACGGAAGUUCGUCCAUCCACUAUCAACCGUACAAUCCCGGGUUGAGCGGUCAUCACCUUCAGACGGGCCAGUCCGCCUACUGGUACCCGCCGACUGGUCCCACCACGAGCCACAGCCAAAUUACGGAGCCGCUCACGCCGCCGGCGUACACGAUGACGAGUGUCGCGGGCAGCACGACCCACUCGUGGACGAGCCACUCGACGACCCACCACCAGCUUCCUCAGCCUCAGCUGAUCCCGCCGAUGCAGCAUUACCCGCUGCCGCCGAGCCCUCCCGACCACCUCCCCCCAAGCCCCCAGGACCACCACCACUCCCCCUAUCAAUGGCCCCUCACGCCGCCCGCCGACCAUCACUUCCUGGAGGAUCCCUCCGGGAAAUCGAGCGGGAGGAAGUGCAUAAGAUGCCGGUGCCCGAACUGCCAGACGGACAAUGGGGGUGGCCAGCUCGGUGUGGACGGGAAGAGGCAACACGUGUGCCACGUGCCGGGAUGCGGCAAAGUGUACGGGAAGACCUCUCAUUUGAAGGCGCAUCUGAGAUGGCACACGGGCGAGAGGCCGUUCGUCUGCAACUGGCUGUUCUGCGGCAAGAGGUUCACCAGGAGCGACGAGUUGCAGCGUCAUCUUCGUACGCACACGGGGGAGAAGAGGUUCGCCUGCCCCACGUGCGGGAAGAGGUUCAUGAGGAGCGACCACUUGACGAAACACGUGAAAACGCACGAGAAUCAGAGGAAGAAGAGUAGUUCCGCGGGGGGGGCCAAGAAGGAGUCUGACAAGGAGAACUCGAUGCCUGGACCCGCGCAAAAUUCUGCGUAUCCCUCGGUCGGUGGUGGACAGUACGCUAUGAUUUAGACGAGGGGAGGGAGGAGGGGGGGAGUUAUUGAAAUCAUUGAAAUUCCCCCUUUUCUGAAGUAUAGGAGCGAGUAUAUUCGCGUUUUGUAAAUAAUUUUAUCCGUGAAAAAGUUCCUUCUACUACGUCAUACUUGUAUUAUUAAUUACUGUAUAUAGAAAAUUACUGUAUAUAUUUUUGUAAAAUAUCAUUCAUAUGAUUGUAUACGAACGAGAGAACGAGAGAGA